GGAAGCUCUGGAAAAUAGGCAACAUCUUUAUGUUAUCAGUGGGAACAUCGAAAGGCGAAAGGCCCCAAUCGAGGGACGGGGAAACGCAAGGAUCGAUGAAGGAUUAGUGGACGGACAGUUUCAUCCGAGACGAGCGGGGCCAGAGCUCCAAUCGAGCUGAGGUCGACGAGACGAGACGGAUUGGAUUUCAAACCGGCAAUCGUAGCCAUGGCGACGGCAGCAGCUGCUUCGUGGACUGCUGUUCGUGCAGGCGGUCCAUGGGCGGCGUCGUGCUUGUCGCGUGCAGGAGGCUCGAGGUCGGUCUCGUGGAAUUCGUGUGGCGUGAGCUUGUGCGGCGUCGAGUCGCGGAGGGCGCUGCAGUUGGCAGUCGGAGGAAGUUCGAAGAGCAGUCGAAGGAGCGGCAAGGGCGAUCGCUUCGCGCGCCUCUGCUGCGUCGCGGGCGUGCAGAAGUUGGGGGAGGUGGAUGCGGUGGACCUUUCGUCGGAUGGCAGUAAGGAAUUCCCUGCCGCGCCUGGUGUGUACGCCAUCUACGACAAGGAGGGCAAAUUGCAAUACGUCGGAAUUUCUAGACGAGUCUCGAGCAGCAUUCAAAGUCAUUUGCAGGACUUGCCCGAGCUUUGUGCCUCUGUGAAGGUAAAUGUGGUCGAUGCAGCGGACAAGACGGCGUUGACAGAAGCGUGGAGGGAGUGGGUACAGGAAUACGUGGAAGUGACAGGAGAGGUGCCACCGGGGAAUGUGCAGGGCAACACGACCUGGACAGCGAGGAAGCAAAGGGCCGCCAAGCCUGAGUUGAAGCUCACUCCGGGUCCUCAUGUAACCCUCACCAUCCCCUUGGUGGAACUGAUCGAUCAGGUCGUGAAAGGAUGCACCGUCGUCGCCUUCGUCAAAGGAACCAGAACAGCUCCUCAGUGUGGCUUUUCCCACCGCGUGCUCACCAUUCUGAACGAGAAUGGAGCUGACUAUGAAGUGGUGAAUGUUCUCGAUGACCAUCACAAUCCGGGCUUGAGGGAAGCUAUCAAGGAGUACAGCCAGUGGCCGACCAUUCCCCAAGUCUACGUCAAGGGCGAGUUCGUAGGAGGAGCAGAUAUUUUAGAUGAAAUGGUUCAAAGCGGAGAGAUCAAAUCGCUCUUUCAAAAAUCACGACCCAAGUAAAUCAGCCGAAAACUAGAUAUUUGUUCGUUCAGAAGCAUCUGAUUCUCUUACACCAUCAGGCCAGUCCACUGGCCCAUGUAUCGAUACAAACAUUAAAGCACAUGAACAUGAAACUUCUCUCUACUCCC
Molecule: messenger RNA, 1280 nt
Organism: Marchantia polymorpha subsp. ruderalis
Lineage: Eukaryota; Viridiplantae; Streptophyta; Marchantiopsida; Marchantiales; Marchantiaceae
Source: the annotation of a GenBank genome assembly